UCGUGGAUGUAAACAUGACAUGUGUGGAUCGGCGCAUAAAAUAGGCCGAAAAUCUCUAUUUUGAACCCGAUUUUAACACGAAUUUUGAAACGAACAACAGGAAAACAUGACCGAGUCUAAGUCCACAUUGUUCACCAGCGACGAGUACGAUCAGGUGGCUAAGUACAUGAUGGGUGAUCUGUCCAGGUACCGGGAGAACAUCAUCGUGCCUCGUAACAUGGGCCCGGUCACUAUUAAAACUUUCGAGCAAAAAAUGAUUGAGGGGUUCUCCGAGAGCUGUCCCUUCAAGGCUGGCUUGAGCUGCGUUAUGGGUUACGGUUUGGGUGGUGCGCUCGGUCUCUUCUCAGCGAGCGUGAACCCCACCAUCACAGGACAAGAUGCGAAGCAGCAGACAGCACGAGAGGUCUUCAGGGACCUGAGGAAGUCUACUCACAGCUACGCCAAAAGUUUCGCCAUGAUCGGACUCGUGUUUACAGCGGUGGAAUGCACGAUAGAAACGUAUCGAGGCAAAAGUGACUGGAAAAACGGAACCUACGCGGGCCUCAUAACAGGAGGGUUGAUAGGUUAUAGAGCUGGAUUGAAGGCUGGAAUUUUUAGUGCGGUGGGAUUUGCCACUUUUACAACAGCGAUGGAUUACUACAUGAGAGGACACUGAAAGCGCGAUUAAUGAGAAUCUUACUAUAUAGAAUGCAGACUGAUUGUUAUAUUGUGCUUUCAUCAUAAAAUACCAUAGUGGAAUUACGAAUUCAAUUAUUUCAAAUGGAGGCUCGUAAAACCGAUUUGAUUUGUAAUGACUAUUGCUUAAAUGUAUUUUUGCUUCACACUGCAGCGUAAAAUUUGUAUAGCACUCAUGAGGAAUGCUAGGCCAUGGUUACAAAUUUUUUUAAUAUUUUUUAGCAGGAAACAAAUAAAUUAAGCUACGUUAUAGAUUGAAAAUUUAUAUUGUUUCUUGUUUCAAGUAGAAUGUUAUUUUGAAUAUAAUUAAAACCAACAUGAAAACAACCUUGA
Cloeon dipterum is the source of this 1008-nucleotide messenger RNA. RefSeq names its product mitochondrial import inner membrane translocase subunit Tim22. Bases 107 to 655 code for a protein of 182 amino acids. Gene Ontology annotation, cellular component: TIM22 mitochondrial import inner membrane insertion complex. NCBI's taxonomy places the organism in Eukaryota, Metazoa, Arthropoda, Insecta, Ephemeroptera, Baetidae. Gene Ontology annotation, biological process: protein insertion into mitochondrial inner membrane. The transcript has 4 exons. The record is from RefSeq and is a predicted model, not a curated record. Gene Ontology annotation, molecular function: transmembrane protein transporter activity.